Molecule: messenger RNA, 1842 nt
Organism: Fusarium venenatum
Lineage: Eukaryota; Fungi; Ascomycota; Sordariomycetes; Hypocreales; Nectriaceae
Biological process (GO): DNA-templated transcription; regulation of DNA-templated transcription
Molecular function (GO): DNA binding; zinc ion binding; DNA-binding transcription factor activity, RNA polymerase II-specific
Source: RefSeq, a predicted model, not a curated record
AUGAGUGUGACACACUCACCCCAACGAGGCAUGGACUCUGCAAAGCGGAAGCGAGCCGCCAAAGCUUGCAAUUACUGUAGAAAGAGAAAAAGGAAAUGUGAUGGACGACAACCAGUCUGUACGCUAUGCGAAGAAGCAAAUAACUCGGAAUGCGAGUAUCGUGAUGAAGGCAAUGAGAGCAAACGCAUUGCAAUCUCGGUAGACAGAGUCGAUGAAAUCUUUGACCGCCUUGAAUCUCUCGAAUCGACAUUCCAAUCCGCCUUAGCAAGACAACAAGAGAAAAGUCCAGUCCCAACACCAUAUUCCAUCCCCAGACCUGCCGAGGCCAUCAGCCCAGAAGAUGGCAUUAUCGCAGCAUCGUCAGUUCACUCAACAGGUCCUGGGACGCAAACAUCAUUAUCGCAAUUCGCCAACAACAAUGUCUUCAACACCACAAUGGACAUACCCCUGUCCCAUUCUUCGACGACAGGGAAUCUACUACGGUCAGCUCCCGCAAAGGCAUUGCUAGGUCACUAUCCUCCUGAUUUGUUUCUUCAUAUCGAGUUGAGACGCCCGGUUCCUGAAGGAUUGAGAUUGAAUGCGACACCAGCUAGUCAGAUCGAUAUCCCUUCACUGUCUCCGAAUGAGACCGAUCAUCUCGUCCGCAACUAUUUCCAACUGGUGCAUCGAUUCCAUCCUAUCCUCGAUCAACGAGCCUUCUACGAGCUGUACGAUCGCAUUCUUGAUCGGGGACCACAGCCGGACCUUCCUUCAGCUUUGGUGCUUGUCGUGUUAGCUCUUGGUACUGUCGCGGCCGAGACACCGAAUCGCAUGGACGCAUGCUGGAGUCCUGGAAUACGAUUCUUCACGCCAGCUGUACGACUACUGCUGACCGAGUCUUUGGGUUCCUUUGGUGGUGAUCCUCUUCUACCCCAGGCUUUGUACCUAGCUGCUCUGUAUUACAGUUACUUGUCACGGCCUUUACUCGCAUGGCGGUUGGUACAUAUGGCUUCUACUGACGUGCAGCACUAUUGGAUCAGAUCCGAGAAACUAUUACGAGACGGCCAAGGCGGGUCCCAAGACCAGUCCAUCCUGCGUGUCUUUUGGGCUAUCCUUGUACUUGAAUGUGAUAUCCUAGCAGAACAUCAUCUCCCUCGUAGCGGCAUAGAAAAAAUCGUUGAUAAACUUCCCUACCCAUGGUCUGAUGGCCCUUCCGAACCCUACAUGCACCGCUGGCUGGCCGACCUCUCAUCCCGCCGACUCCUCAAUCGAAUCCACUACGUUCUUUACGCCGAAGCCGAGCCAGGGACAGGAGACCCAGCAGACAGUUCCGAAGAAACACUGUCCAGCCUUCCGAAUCUAGCCCACGAGCUAAAUCGUCAGCUGGGAGCGUGGUAUCAUCUCCUUCCUCAUAGCAUCCGACCAAAUCUGGACAGUCCACCGAUCGGUAUUGAUGAUACCAUGGUGUCUAUACGGUACCACACUACUGGAGACAUCAUCUACAGACCGUUUCUGUACCAGGUUUGUGCGCUAGCGCCAGGGACGUCGCCGAACCCAGCAACUCUUGAGAAUGCUAGACAAUGUCUUGUGCAUUGUCGUAGGUAUCUCAACGCCGUGGAACACGCAGUUCACGCACCAACGGCCUCUUUGGAAAACCUUCUGCAUGGAACAAUGGCUGUUGUGUUACUCCUCUCAUUCGCCGCCUUUUCAAGACUGGAUGCAUUGAGAGUCCCAGAUUUGAACCAAUUGCAGGACAAAGGCAUCAGGAUCUGUGAAAGGUGGGCGUUUCCAGGGUCGAGCAUUGAGCAGAUGGUUGUCAUUUUGCGCGCCCUGCGAGCCAAAUGUAUAGAUACAGGUGGAUGA